GCUCCUAGUAGCCAGACCAGUAGUCCCGCGACCCUGUCGAGAGAAACAGACAGAGCAACAUGGCGCCUGCAUUGUCAUUCCCGAUCAUCGACAUGGGGCUGCUCGCCGGGGAGGAGAGGCCGGCGGCGAUGGAGCUGCUGCAAGAUGCGUGCGAGAACUGGGGCUUCUUCGAGGUAGAUGCUCAGCAUGGAUGGAGAACUGAUCCAACUCCAGGAACUGAAACAAAAUAAUUAAGCUGCACAAAUAUACACUCUAUCUGUUUUUAUCGUUGAUGAUGGUGCUCUAUCUGUUUUCUUUAAUCCUAUUAUUCCCUCCUGCCCUGCAGAUUCUGAACCACGGCAUCUCGACGGAGCUGAUGGACGAGGUAGAGAAGCUGACCAAGGAGCACUACAAGCGGGUGCGCGAGCAGAGGUUCCUCGAGUUCGCCAGCAAGACGCUCGGGGACGGCCGCGACAUUGCGCAGGGCGUGAAGGCGGAGAACCUGGACUGGGAGAGCACCUUCUUCGUCCGCCACCUCCCGGAGCCCAACAUCGCCGAGAUACCGGACCUGGACGACGAGUACCGGCGCGUCAUGAAGCGGUUCGCCGGCGAGCUGGAGGCGCUGGCGGAGCGGCUGCUGGACCUGCUGUGCGAGAACCUCGGCCUCGACAGGGGCUACCUGGCGCGCGCGUUCCGCGGGCCCAGCAAGGGCGCCCCGACGUUCGGCACCAAGGUCAGCAGCUACCCGCCGUGCCCGCGCCCGGACCUCGUCAGCGGCCUGCGCGCGCACACCGACGCCGGCGGCAUCAUCCUGCUGUUCCAGGACGACCGGGUGGGCGGCCUCCAGCUGCUCAAGGACGGCGAGUGGGUUGACGUGCCGCCCAUGCGCCACGCCGUCGUCGUCAACCUGGGCGACCAGCUGGAGGUGAUCACCAACGGCAGGUACAAGAGCGUCAUGCACCGGGUGGUGGCGCAGCCCAGCGGGAACAGGAUGUCCAUCGCGUCCUUCUACAACCCGGGCAGCGACGCGGUCAUCUUCCCGGCGCCGGCGCUGGUCAAGGCCGAGGAGGCGGCAGCGGGGGCGUACCCCAGCUUCGUCUUCGAGGACUACAUGAAGCUGUACGUGCGGCACAAGUUCGAGGCCAAGGAGCCACGGUUCGAGGCCUUCAAGUCCAUGGAGACGGACAGCUCCAAUCGCAUAGCCAUCGCGUGAAACACCGGACCUGCGCCGAGCUCUGGCUUACUGUUCGAGAUGUACGUGCGGCGUACUGUACUCACUACCGGAAUCCGAGACUUUGCCGAGUGUUGGCUUCUUUGCCGAGUGCCUUUUGUCGGGCACUCGGCAAAGAAAGCUUUGCCGAGUGCCGUACUCGGUAACGUUAGGCACUCGGCAAAACGUGCUUUGCCGAGGGCUGAACACUCGGCACAGAACGGCACUCGGCAAAGACAACUUUGCCGAGAGUCAAACACUCGGCAAAGGAGGCUCUCGGCGAGCGGCCGUCCCAAAGCUGACGGCCGUUAGUCUUUGCCGAGUGUCAUCCGUUGGCUCUCGGCAAAGAGGUUCUGUACCGAGUGCCACAUAGUAGGCACUCGGCAAAGCAUACUUUGCCGAGUGUCAUCUCUGGACACUCGGCAAAGUAUAUUUUUAUUUUUUUAUUUUGUCUCUCGAAAUUUUUGUGGUAUGUUUCUACACUAUGUAGACCUACAUGUACCAUUUUGGGAUAAUUAUAACAGUUUUUUCUAUAGCU
Molecule: messenger RNA, 1727 nt
Organism: Zea mays
Lineage: Eukaryota; Viridiplantae; Streptophyta; Magnoliopsida; Poales; Poaceae
Exons: 1
Coding region: 272-1192 (306 amino acids)
Source: RefSeq, marked provisional